Molecule: messenger RNA, 1242 nt
Organism: Nerophis lumbriciformis (worm pipefish)
Lineage: Eukaryota; Metazoa; Chordata; Actinopteri; Syngnathiformes; Syngnathidae
Source: RefSeq, a predicted model, not a curated record
AUGUCCAAAGUCGCGGACACUAAGCUCUACGACAUCCUCGGCGUCUCCCCGUCGGCAUCGGAAAAUGAACUUAAAAAGGCCUACCGAAAAUUGGCUAAGGAGUACCAUCCCGAUAAGAACCCAGAUGCGGGAGACAAGUUCAAAGAGAUCAGUUUUGCAUAUGAAGUACUGACUAAUCCGGAGAAGAAGGAUCUAUACGACCGCUAUGGAGAACAGGGCCUGCGGGAAGGUGGAGGCGGCGGCCCAGGCAUGGACGAUAUCUUCUCUCACAUUUUCGGCGGAGGACUCUUCGGUUUCAUGGGGGGCCAGGGUAGAGGACGCAAUGGCGGACGGAGGCGAGGCGAAGACAUGGUGCACCCUCUCAAAGUUUCUCUUGAAGAUCUCUACAAUGGUAAAACUACUAAACUACAGCUAAGCAAGAAUGUGCUUUGUGCUGCCUGCAACGGUCAGGGGGGCAAGGCGGGCGCCGUGCAAAAGUGUGUGGCAUGCAGAGGACUAGGUAUGCGGGUGGUGAUAAGACAGCUGGCCCCUGGAAUGGUCCAACAGGUGCAGUCGGUCUGCACGGACUGCAAAGGAGACGGCGAGGUGAUCAGCGAGAAGGAUCGUUGUAAAAAGUGUGAAGGUCAUAAGGUCAGUAAGGAAACAAAGCUGCUGGAGGUGCACGUGGACAAAGGCAUGAGACACGGACAGAAGAUCACCUUCACCGGGGAAGCCGACCAAGCGCCGGGUGUGGAACCUGGAGACAUUGUCCUGGUCCUGCAGGAAAAAGAACACGAGGAUUUUCGCCGGGAAGGCAGCAACCUUCACAUGGUGCAGCGCAUUGGCCUGGUUGAGGCUCUUUGUGGCUUCCAGAUAACCGUCACACACCUGGAUGGACGGCAGCUGCUUGUCAAAUACCCACCUGGCAAGGUCAUAGAACCAGGCUGCAUUCGUGUGGUUAAAGGCGAGGGAAUGCCACAGUAUAGAAACCCUUUUGAGAAGGGCGACCUCUAUAUCAAGUUUGACGUGCAGUUCCCUGAGAACAACUGGAUAAGUCCUGAUAAACUAAACGAACUGGAGUGCCUGCUGCCGAGCCGCGCCGAGGACCCUCUAAUUUCCGCCGACGCCGAGGAGGUGGACCUGACGGAUUUCGACAGAAGUCAAGGGUCGGGCGGGGGAGCCAGGAGAGAAGCGUACAACGACAGCUCCGACGAGGAGGGCGGCGGCCAUCACGGUCCGGGGGUGCAGUGCGCACACCAAUAA